GUCGAACAGUGUUACCCUCUCACAGUCGAACAGCUGUUCUUCCACUUGCAUAAUUGUCGUUUACAAAAUAUGCUGCAGGUGCUGAAAACUUUACGAUGGGCGCAGCCCGUGCGUGCACUAUCAUCUGUGACCACCAGCAGCGCAGCAACAAAUGUUACAACCCCAGCAGCCGUUCCGGCUCCUGAGCCGGAUAAACUUUUCAGCAAAUUGGAAAUUGAGCUGCGAGGCAUCGAUCCGGCCGUGCUGAAGAGUUAUACCUGGUUCGCAAACACCGCCGCAGACCAUUUGGGCAUUGAGAAGGGCAAGUGUUGGUCCCCUCGCAAGGCACACCAUGAGCGGAUGACACUACUGAAGUCGGUGCACAUCUACAAGAAGCAUCGUGUGCAGUAUGAGGUGCGUACGCACUUUCGGUACAUGAAUUUCCACAAGCUGACGGGCUCCACUUUGGACACAUUUCUGGAGUACAUUGAGCGAAACCUGCCCGAAGGUGUGGCGCUGCAGGUGUCCAAGACAGAGCUCCAGCAGGUGCCCGAGCACUUGCGCCAGCCCCCCGAGCAAGUGUAGCCGCAGCCCGAAAGAACUCUUAGCCAGUAGGACGAAAAUGUUAUUAAUAGUUUAUACUUGGAGCCCCGUUUCGGGCGCAUUUAUGCGGCCAUUCAGCACGUAUUUCAACAGCGGCAUCCGCGCUCAGAUUAGGCUGAUAAACAACAAAAAUAAAUUGAAAAUAUAAGCACAA
Messenger RNA from Drosophila subobscura, 736 nucleotides. It is a transcript of the gene mRpS10, whose product is annotated as 28S ribosomal protein S10, mitochondrial. The transcript is spliced from 3 exons. NCBI's taxonomy places the organism in Eukaryota, Metazoa, Arthropoda, Insecta, Diptera, Drosophilidae. Gene Ontology annotation, cellular component: mitochondrion; mitochondrial small ribosomal subunit. Bases 70 to 564 code for a protein of 164 amino acids. The record is from RefSeq and is a predicted model, not a curated record.